This is a messenger RNA of Nymphaea colorata (pocket water lily), 2662 nucleotides long. Its product is annotated as protein AUXIN SIGNALING F-BOX 2-like. Gene Ontology annotation, cellular component: SCF ubiquitin ligase complex. The record is from RefSeq and is a predicted model, not a curated record. NCBI's taxonomy places the organism in Eukaryota, Viridiplantae, Streptophyta, Magnoliopsida, Nymphaeales, Nymphaeaceae. The transcript has 3 exons. Gene Ontology annotation, molecular function: protein binding. Bases 755 to 2470 code for a protein of 571 amino acids. Gene Ontology annotation, biological process: SCF-dependent proteasomal ubiquitin-dependent protein catabolic process.
AGAAUCUCAGUGAAGAAGAGAUUUUUUUUGCUGGGCUAGAGGGAGAGAGAGAGUUGGAGAUUGAGGAGUCUGGUUUCUUCCCCUUUUUUGGUGGUUUUGUGUUAGGAUUUUGGAUGAUUGUUACGUGUUUUUGAAUGCUUAUUUCGUAAGCUUUGUGAUUGUUCUGGUUGUAGCUCCUGGGGUCUGUUUGAGUUCACAUCUUCUGUUGCUUCCUGUCAUUUGAGGAUGGGGUCGGGUGGGAAUGGGAUGCUUGGUUAAAUGGGAUCUGUUCCAGCCGUUGCUGUCUGUCUGAUUUUUUAGUCUUUCCUGAUGCAAGAGAGAAUGGGGUUCUAGAUGGGUCGGAGAUUAUAUGGUGGUGUUCUGGUUUUGAGGUUUCUUUACCAUUUGGUGGAGAUUUAGUCUCUUUGUUAGGUGAUCUGGAGGGAUGCAACGGUGAGGAAUGGGGAGCGUUUUGAGACCUUUUGUUUGAGUGAAGGAUUCAUUUCUGAGUGAAUUUUUCUCGCAUUUCUUCUUGUUGUUCAUGGUGGUGGAAACCGAAAAGUUAGGUUUGGGGUUAGGGUUUUAGGAACUGUUGCUUUGCAGUCUAAUAGUUGAAAUUAGAGAGCAAACCUUCUAUGUUUUUGUUGUUUUCCCUCUUUUCAUGCUUUUGGUAGUUGUUUUUUUACUGGCUAGGAAAAAUCUUGGCAUAUUCUGGUGUUUGUAGUUCACCUUUAAGUGGAAGUAGGCCUUGAUCGGCACGUGGCGAGCGAAGGGUAUGGCGUCGUUUCCAGACGAGAUCGUCGAACACAUAUUCAGCUUCAUUUCCGGCCACCGUGAUCGGAAUUCGUUGUCUCUGGUGUGCAAAUCGUGGUUCCGGAUCGAGAGAUGGUCAAGGGAAAGGGUGUUCAUAGGGAAUUGCUAUUCGAUCAGCCCGGAGCGGUUGAUCUCGAGGUUUCCGCGGAUCAAGUCGCUCACUCUAAAGGGGAAGCCUCAUUUUGCAGAUUUCAACCUGGUUCCCUAUGAUUGGGGAGGCCAAGUAUACCCAUGGAUUGAGGCCAUGGCGAAGAGCUACCCGUGUCUGGAGGAGAUUCGAUUGAAGAGGAUGGUGGUUUCCGAUGAGAGCCUGGAGCUUCUUUCCCGAUCAUUUCCGAACUUCAAGUCCUUAGUUCUCAUUAGCUGUGAUGGGUUUACUACGGAGGGCAUUGCUGCAGUUGCUGCACACUGCAGGCACCUUCGAGAGCUGGAUUUGCAAGAAAAUGACAUUGAAGAUCACCGAGGGAAUUGGCUCAAUUGCUUCCCUGAUUCAUGCACGUCGCUUGUGCGGCUGAAUUUUGCUUGUUUGAAAGGUGAAGUAAAUGUUGGGGCACUGGAAAGGCUGGUUGUUAGGUGCCCAAACCUUAGGAGCUUGCAGUUAAAUCGUUCAGUGCCUCUAGAGGUUCUUUACCGGAUUCUGUUGAGAGCUCCUCAUUUGGAGGACUUAGGUACAGGUGGGAACUCUCAGGAACCUCACAGUGUUCGCUCUGCUAAUCUUGCCAGUGCCUUCCUCAAAUGCAAGUCAUUGAGAAGCUUGUCUGGGUUCUGGGAAGCUUCUCCACCAUAUCUGCAGUUAGUCUCUCUGUGUGCAAACCUCACUUCAUUGAAUUUAAGCUACGCAGCAAUUCCAAGCAAUGAAUUGAUCAAGUUGGUCGGCCGCUGCCCUCAACUUCAGCGUUUGUGGGUGUUGGACCAUAUCGGAGAUAAUGGACUUCAAGUAGUAGCAUCUACUUGUAAAGAUUUGCGGGAAUUGCGAGUGUUCCCAUCUUACCUUUAUGGUGUGGGUCAUGCAGCUGUAACUGAAGAAGGUUUAGUUGCAGUGUCAAAGGGUUGCCCUGCCCUUGACUCGGUUCUCUACUUCUGUCAUCAGAUGACAAAUGCAGCUUUGAUAGCCAUAGCCAAUAACUGUCCGAGAUUCAUUCGUUUCAGGCUAUGCAUCAUAGAACCAAAGAAGCCUGACUACAUAACCAUGGAACCACUGGAUGAAGGGUUCGGGGCUAUUGUUCAGUCCUGCAAGAACCUUCGCCGCUUGUCCUUGUCAGGUCUACUCACUGAUCAAGUAUUCCUAUACAUUGGCACUUACGCUGAGCAUCUGGAAAUGCUUUCCAUUGCCUUUGCUGGCGAUAGUGAUGAAGGAAUGCAGUAUGUGUUGAAAGGCUGCAAGAAUUUGAAGAAGCUGGAGAUCAGGGACUGCCCCUUUGGUGAUAGAGCUCUUUUAGCAGAAGUGGAGAAGUAUGAGACAAUGCGAUCCCUUUGGAUGUCGACAUGCAAUGUUACUUACCCUGGAUGCAAGUUGCUGGCAGAGAAAGUUCCAAGUCUCAAUGUUGAGAUCAUCAACGAUAGGGAUCUGACUGAGGAGAGCUCGAGUGAUGAUGACCAGCAGGUUGAUAAGCUAUAUAUAUAUAGGACUUUGGUUGGGCCAAGAAAGGAUGCCCCCGACUUUGUCUGGACGGUGUAGACUGAUAUUUUGAGGUCACGGUUGGUGAUUCAGGUGGCUUAUGGCCGCGGCGUCACUUUCUGAAUGAAUUUCUGUAGCAUUUUCUUCUCUCUUUUUUCCUGUAGUAGUUUCAUGUACUCGUUUCUUGGUUAUAUAUUAAUCUUGUCAGGGAUAGAAGAUUCUGCUAAUUUAUGGUUGGGACUUGGUCUUCAA